Molecule: messenger RNA, 2143 nt
Organism: Pyricularia grisea
Lineage: Eukaryota; Fungi; Ascomycota; Sordariomycetes; Magnaporthales; Pyriculariaceae
Exons: 5
Coding region: 324-1988 (554 amino acids)
Biological process (GO): carbohydrate metabolic process
Cellular component (GO): cytosol
Molecular function (GO): magnesium ion binding; phosphoglucomutase activity
Source: RefSeq, a predicted model, not a curated record
GCAACAAGUUAAAAUGCUUGUCGCCUCAACGUGGAUGCGACCACCGCCGUAGCAACCAUCCACAAAUCAAAUCAAAUCAAAGUUAACCCCACCACUCAACGGGAGGCGACGUCACCGACUACUACCCCACCAUCAACAGUAAAGAGAAGCUCCAAGAGCUCGACGUUGAUAACAACCUAUCCCCUGAAGGUUGAAUAGAAGAAAAUUGCCACUUAGUGGCUUGACGACAAUAGAUUUGGGGCUCUUCAAUUACAUCAAAUCCACAUUCUAGUUUACUUUCUUCACAAACCAUUGAGCGUGUCACUCAAGCCAAAUCAUACACCAUGGAAGUCAAGACAGUCGAGUUCAAGUCCUUCACGGACCAGAAGCCCGGAACCUCGGGUCUUCGCAAGAAGGUCACAGUGUUCCAGCAGCCUCACUACAGCGAGUCCUUUGUGACUAGCAUUCUCCUUUCCAUCCCCGAAGGAGCCGAAGGCGCCUUUUUGGUCAUUGGCGGUGACGGUCGCUUCUACAACCCGGAAGUCAUCCAGCUCAUUGCCAAGAUCGGACUUGCAUAUGGUGUCAAGAAGCUCUUGAUCGGCCAGAACGGCAUCCUUUCCACACCUGCUGCCAGCCAUGUCAUUCGCAAGAGGAAGGCCACUGGUGGUAUCCUGCUGACAGCUAGCCACAACCCCGGUGGUCCCAAGAAUGACUUCGGAAUCAAGUACAACCUUGCCAAUGGUGGCCCGGCCCCUGAGUCCGUCACCAACAAGAUUUUCGAGACUACCAAGUCUCUCACCUCGUACAAGAUUGCCUCCAUCCCGGACAUUGACAUCACCAACAUCGGAACCAAGACCUAUGAAGGUCUCGAGGUCGAGGUUGUCGACAGCACGGAAGACUACACAGCCAUGCUCAAGGACAUUUUCGACUUUGACCUGAUCAAGAAGUUCUUUGCGAGCAACAGCGACUUCAAGGUACUUUUUGACGGUCUCUCGGGUGUCACCGGUCCGUAUGGCAAGGCCAUUUUCCAGGAGGAGCUUGGACUGGGAGCCGACAGCACUCAGAACUGCGAGCCUAGCCCUGACUUCAACGGUGGCCACCCCGACCCUAACUUGGUGUACGCCAAGUCGCUUGUCGACGUGGUCGAGGAGAAGAAGAUUCCCUUUGGUGCAGCUUCGGACGGUGACGGUGACCGCAACAUGAUUUACGGCGCGGGCGCCUUCGUCUCACCGGGCGACAGCUUGGCCAUCAUCGCACACCACGCAAAGCUGAUCCCCUACUUCAAGAAGAACGGCGUCUUUGGCCUGGCACGCAGCAUGCCGACCAGCGGCGCUGUCGACCUUGUCGCCAAGAAGCAGGGUCUCAACUGCUACGAGGUGCCGACUGGCUGGAAGUUCUUCUGCGCCCUCUUUGACGCCGACAAGCUUUCCAUCUGCGGUGAGGAGUCUUUCGGUACUGGAAGCAACCACAUCCGCGAGAAGGACGGUCUCUGGGCCAUUGUGGCCUGGCUUAACAUCAUUGCCGGUCUCGGUGUCGAGCACCCUGAUGUCACCCCCAGCAUCAAGCAGAUUCAGCUCGACUUUUGGAAGGAGUACGGCCGUACAUUCUUCACGCGCUACGACUACGAGGAUGUCGACUCGGAGGGUGCAAACAAGCUCGUGAAGACGCUGCAGGAGAAGAUGGCGGAUUCGAGCUUUGUCGGCAGCAAGAUUGGAGACCGUACUGUCACGGAGGCCGGCGACUUUUCAUACACGGACCUGGAUGGCUCCGUUUCCAAGAACCAGGGCCUGUACGUGCGCUUCUCGUCGGGUAGCCGCAUUGUUGUCAGGCUGUCGGGUACAGGCUCCAGCGGUGCGACUAUCCGGCUGUACAUUGAGCAGUACAGCGACGACUCUUCGACGUAUGAGAAGGACGCGCAGGACUUCCUUGGUCCCGAGAUCAAGUUUGCGACUGAACUUCUCAAGUUCAAGGAGUUUGUUGGCCGGGACGAGCCGGAUGUCAAGACCUAAGUUAUCACUGAGAUAGUUUAAUAUAUGGCACUUGUGUGACUAGGGAUGGCCAAGGUUCAGACCGACUUCAGGGGGUUGUGUUUUGUUGUAAAAGUGUCAAUGAGGCCCAUGUGACGAUGUACGGACGAACUAUUCGAAUAAUUCUAGCAGUGGAG